AUGCCUGGACUCAUCAACCAGACAAGCAACAGUGCCCUUCCACUCACUGCUUCGGAGGUCACCUCUUGCGUCAGUGGCUACGCCUUUGGGAUGACUGCUUCGCUCACCUACGGCAACUCUGAGAGCCAUCCUUUUGAAGGUCUCUUUGUCUAUCCGCUGGACGAAUACACAACUGUGGUUGGCUUUGAAGCUGUCAUUUCCAAUCGGGUGGUGACCGUCCAAAUCAAGGACAAAGCCAAGAUAGACGACUGCUACGUUGACUGCUGCGAGGGACGUACUCCGGGUGAAGGGCGCAUUGUGCUAGAUGAGGACUUGGAGAGGAUCGUCUUUGUGGCCAACGUGGGCCUGGUGCCACCGCAGGAAAGCGUAUCUAUCUGUAUCAGCACCUCUUCAGAACUGCAGACCCUCCCCAGUGGUGCUGUGAGGGUCCUCCUUCCAGCUGUGUGUGUUCCCAAGGUCCCCCAGAACAGUACCAAUGCUACCACCAUCCUCUCCGGACAUCACCUCCGACUCAGAGACAGACACUAUUGCGGUACUGCAACUUCCGAUCUAGCCAGCAAAUUCUGUUUGGCUCAGCUUUUGGAGACAGAAGCAACCAACCCCACAGAAUAUGAGUUCAGCUUUUACCUAGAAAUCAGGGGGCCGUGCUUACUUGCAGGAGUUGAAAGUCCAACUCACGAAAUUCGAGCAGAUGCCGACCCUUCAGCCAGAUCUGCCAAGAGCAUUGUCAUCACUCUGGCUGACAAGCAUACCUUUGACCGCCCUGUGGAGAUCUUGAUCCAUCCCAGCGAACCUCACAUGCCUCAUGUCUUGAUGGAAGAAGGUGACAUGUCUUCUGCUGAGUAUGAGCAACAUCUGAAGGGGCGAAGUGACUUCAUUAAAGGGACGAAGAAGGAUCCCAGUGCUGAGAAAAAGACAGAAAUUAUCAGGAAACGGCUCCACAAGGACAUCCCUCAUCACCCUGUCAUCAUGUUGAACUUCUGUCCUGACUUGAGGACUGUCCAGCCCAACCUCCGAAAAACCCAAGGAGAAUUCAUCUUCCUUGUUGACCGCAGUGGAAGUAUGAGUGGGAUGAACAUCAACCGUGUCAAGGAUGCUCUGUUGGUUAUACUGAAAAGCCUGAUGCCGGCCUGCUUGUUCAACAUAAUUGGAUUCGGGUCCACUUUUAAGGCCUUGUUUCCUUCCAGCCAGGCCUACUGUGAGGAGAACUUGGCCGUUGCGUGUGAGAGCAUCAAGAAGAUCCGAGCCGACAUGGGUGGAACCAAUGUCUUAUCCCCUUUGAAAUGGAUCAUCCGGCAGCCCAUCCACCGGGGACACCCACGGCUGCUUUUCUUGCUGACUGAUGGGGCUGUUAGCAAUACCGGGAAGGUCAUAGAACUUGUUCGGAAUCAGUCCUUUUCUACCAGGUGCUACACUUUUGGCAUCGGGCAGAAUGCUUGUCGGAGGCUGGUGAACGGGCUGGCUGCUGUGUCCAAAGGAAGUGCAGAAUUCCUGGUAGAGGGAGAAAGGUUGCAACCAAAGAUGAUCAAGUCUUUGAAGAAGGCUAUGGCUCCCAUUGUCAGCGACGUCUCCGUGGAGUGGGUUUUUCCUGAAACAACAGAAGUUUUAAUCUCACCUCUCAGUGCUAGCUGCCUUUUCCCAGGGGACCGGUUGGUUGGCUACAGCAUGGUCUGUGAUACAUCCUUGUAUGUUUCUAACCCCAGGCUGGACAAGAGGCGAAAGUACAGCAUGCUGUAUUCCCAAGAGUCAGGCAGCUCUGUUUUUUUCCACUCGCAAGAGGAAGGAAGCACUGCAGACCACUGGAGCUCGCCCAAGGAUUUGGAAAGCGGCUUACCUUCAGACAAGACCCCAGAACUCCUAGGGAUUGGCGGAGACCUUGGGAGCGAGUCUGACCUUGACUCUGGGACAGAGGUUAAAGCCUCAUCCCGGCGGAGGGCAUACAGCACCAAUCAAAUUGCUGACCACGCGCCAUUCCGGAAGAUCCCCACAGCUAGUGAUCCCAGCUCUGCCCUGGUCAAGAAUCCACUCCGGAAAGCCCAGCUGCAGGAUCUCAGCCAGCUGAGCCCAGAACUGCAGCCUUGGCAGGCAGAGUUCCAGUCUUUUACAGCUAGCCCCCCUGUCUCUACUCCAAAAAUACGAGGAGUUGGUGCAAGGCGGCCAUCUCUGCUGCAGCAGAGUCGUCUCUCGCUUUGCCAUGAUUUGGAUUCACCGCAUCUGCAUGUUGGCAGCCCUCAGACAGCAACAGGGAAGUGCUCUGGCCAGCUCGAGGCCAAUUCGGUCCUGGGAACUUUUUCAGAGAGCCGAAGCCCCGGAGAUCUAGAUUCUGUCCAGCACCCUUCUUUUACCUUUGAAACCGAGACUUCAUCGGCCUGGGAAACCCAUGACCUGGAUAUUAGCUCAGCCAGAAGUAGUUUGCCGCGCUCCCCAAGAGCCAUCUGUAAAGCAGUGGUGAAAGGGUUACAGAGCAACGAACCAGUUCAGUGGGAGAUCACUUUUGAUAUUGGGCCACUUUUCCAAGACAGAAGAAGUGAGGAAGAGGACCUCUGGAAUGAAACCUUUCAUCACCUGGCCGCCAAGUCCGUCAUCCGCGACUUUGAGCAGCUGGCUGAGAGAGAAUGUGAAAUCGAGCAUGGGUCUGGCCGACGGUACCAGGUGAACGCCAUGCACACCAGCAAAGCUUGCAAUGUCAUCAGCAAAUACACAGCCUUCCUUCCCGUAGACCUGAGCAAUAACAGCUACUUGCCGACCAUGGUUGAAUACCCCAAUGCAGGUCCUGCACUGAAACCAGGCAGCCAGCGGAGCCUGAGUUCUGAGAGCAGACGACACCGGGGGUUCUCCCCGGGCCUGGGACGCACCCAGUCAGUCUACGGGCAAGAGGGAGCAGACGACGGAUUCUACAGUAUGAGCAUAGAAGAGAACAGCCUGUCUCCAUGCAGCACACCUUCUUCCUCAAGCUGGGAACGCUACACUUUCCCAGACGUUCCACUGCGCAGUCCAUCAGUUUCCUCCCAGAAAUCCAUCGAGAGCCUCUUUACAGCCAGGUUGACCUUUAACAAGACAAGACUGCUGACGCGAGCGGCCAGGGGAUUCAUGGGCAAAUCUAUCGCCAAGACCAGCGAGUCGAGUUUGGAGAAUGACAAUGAAAACAUUGACUACCUGCCUCUCGUGUCUCUGCAGCUGGCCUCUGGAGCCUUUCUGUUGACCAAGGCAUUCUGUAAGGCCAUCAACAUCCCCAUGGAGAAGCUGAAGUGGACUUCUCCUUUUACCUGCCAUCGGACGGCCCUCAGCCCUUCCGCCAGUUCUUAUGACUCCCGGAAAUCAGGUGUGCUGCCGGGAGAAGUCAAGAGCCCUGGAUGUGAAAAUGGAAAUCCCUUAGCGGACAAACAAGGGGAGAGUGAGGUGGGCCAGGCCCGCCAUCUCUCUGGCAGUGCUGUCGAGAGCUUCUCCAAAGCCCUGAAGGUUGAGAACAAACUCUCCCCUCCAGCCAUCACCAUCCGGCGCUUCUCCUCCCCAGAGAACACUCCAUCACCUGAGGGGUCUCAAGCUGACAGCGGCAGGGGCUCUGAGACCGACAACUCUGAACUGCAGACCUGGCUCUUUGACAUCGAGCUGCAGCAACAGACCGAGCCGGAGGGAAUGCUCUGGGCCACGGCCGUUGCGUUGGCCUGGCUCGAGCACAGCUCUGCCUCCUACUUCAUCGAGUGGGAGCUGGUGGCAGCCAAGGCCAGCUUGUGGCUGAAUGAGCAAGAGUUCCCAGAAGGCCGAAGCCUGCUCAUGGUGAAAGCAGCGGCACAGCAGCUGUUUGUUCUCCUCAGGCACUGGGAUGAAAACCUGGAGUUUAAUUUGCUUUGUUACAACCCUAAGAACGUUUAG
This is a messenger RNA of Eublepharis macularius, 3873 nucleotides long. It is a transcript of the gene VWA5B1, whose product is annotated as von Willebrand factor A domain containing 5B1. The record is from RefSeq and is a predicted model, not a curated record. Bases 1 to 3873 code for a protein of 1290 amino acids. The transcript has 21 exons. Lineage: Eukaryota; Metazoa; Chordata; Lepidosauria; Squamata; Eublepharidae.